This is a messenger RNA of Sphaerulina musiva SO2202, 2456 nucleotides long. RefSeq lists its product as uncharacterized. The coding region runs from base 66 to 2069 and encodes 667 amino acids. The record is from RefSeq and is a predicted model, not a curated record. The transcript has a single exon. Gene Ontology annotation, cellular component: Golgi to plasma membrane transport vesicle; cell tip. NCBI's taxonomy places the organism in Eukaryota, Fungi, Ascomycota, Dothideomycetes, Mycosphaerellales, Mycosphaerellaceae. Gene Ontology annotation, molecular function: guanyl-nucleotide exchange factor activity. Gene Ontology annotation, biological process: exocytosis.
GCUUGGGCUUCGCACCUCGGCCGACGAAGACGCACUCGACGCCCGACUUCCACGACACCACAAACAUGGCCGCCGUCGCCACUCCGCCGACUCCCGUGUCCGCCAUGCGAGAGGACCACGUCAUGGACACUCGGACGCCCUCGCCUGUUCGGCGCACCGCCAGCACUGGGAGCAGCACGACGACAACGACAACGAUGGACAACGUCAGCAGUGAUCCCGCCUAUCAGCCCGAUCUGAGUUCCGAGGUCGCCAUGCUGAGCACGAAGCUCGUCAACGCGAUUAAUUAUCAGACGAACCUCGACGACUCUCUCCAGCAGACCCGGCAUGAGCUGGAUCAGGCUCGACAGAGGGUGGCACAGCUGGAGGAAGAGAAUCGGCAGCAUGCGCAAUUGAUCAGCUGCGGAGCCCUUGUCAAGCAGGCCGAUGUCAACAGGACCAUCACCAAGUUACGGACGGAGUUGACCACAGAGAAAGCGGCGCGGAUAGAGGCAGAAAAGGUGAAGAAGCAAGUAGAAAGUGAACUGGAGAACCUGACGACUGCGCUCUUUGAAGAGGCCAAUGGCAUGGUGGCCGCAGCACGCAAGGACACCGAAGUGAUGGAAAAGAGAAAUGCACAACUUCGGAGCCAGUUGCAAGAGUACGAACUGCUCAUGGCCGCACAGCAAGAGCAACUGUCAGAUCUCAAGGGCUCGAUGGAGAAACUGGAAAGCGAUCAGCCGGCAGUGAUGCGAGAUCCCAGCGUGCCUUCGACACCCAUUACAGCACAGCACGCCAUGUUCGAUGGACUGCAAUUGUCGCCUUCCAUGCAAAGUAUAGCGGACAUGUCUCCCGAACAUCCACUCCACUACUCGACACUCAUCAAUCCGGUAUUGAGAAACGACACGAAAGCCUUCGAGGACUUUCAAGAUCUGCUCCUCUUAGCACGCCGGUUGGGAGCACAUUCAAGGAACAACAGCAGUCCGGCCAACGCAGCAAAUGCCAGCCAAGUCUAUCCUUCAUCUAACGCCAUCCCGCCUUCGCCGAACGUGCCCGGAUCCUUUUCAUUCGCCAACUCCAGUCCCACCUCGGCGUACUCUGCUGCAAGUGCAAGCAUACCGCCGCUCAAGGACAGUAAAUUCUACAAGCGGGUACUGACCGAGGAUAUUGAGCCGACUCUGAGACUCGACCUUGCGCCUGGGCUGUCCUUCUUGAGCAGACGCACAGUAUUAGGGUCUUUGCUUGCAGGGACCUUAGCUGUGGAGCCAUACCCGCAGAACAAGCACUACUUUGCUUGUACGCUGUGUGGAGAAAAUAAACGACAAGAACAAUAUGUGCGAAGACAUCGCUUCCGCACGUCCGAGGAAGACAGCGUUUCGAAGCCACUUUGCGAUUUCUGUGUGGCGCGACUUCGAGCGACCUGCGAUUUUGUUGGCUUUCUCCGCAUGGUGCGCGACGGCCAUUGGAAGUGUGAUGGCGAAGAUGACCAAAAGUCUGCAUGGGAAGAGAGUGUUCGACUUCGCGAACGCAUGUUCUGGGCGAGGCUUGGCGGCGGCGUUGUGCCAUGCUUUCAGCCUCUUCAGCGAAGCGGACUUCCGUCACCGAGCUCUGCACAUGGCUUUGCGAGCGGACGACAGAGCUUGGAAGACAUUCCAGAAGGCGAAGUGAAGAAUGUGGUUCCGAAGACUAGUAGCGAAUCCACGCCUAGUGUCAGGAUAUCCACGACUGCCUUAUCGAGACCAGGAACCGCCGACAGUGCUGCUCGAGAGAAUGGUGUUGCACGACAUGUGUCAGUGGACUCGCAAGCUCAUGACGGCGCUGAAGAGUCUGAGCAGCCGCCUACACCUUUCGAGGACGCGAAUGAAGAACCGGUCGCGCCGUCCGGCCAGGUGGCGCAACCGGAGGAGAAGUCAGCAGAUGAAGCACCAUCAGAAUCUGCUACCGAGCCUGAAACAGCCACGCUACAGCCGCCCAGAGACGCAUCUCCAGCGCGGAAAUCUUUAGAAGUAGGGGAAAAACCUCCACAUGAGCGCAACUCGUCGUCCUCCUCAGUCCUGGCACGAGUGAAAGCCAUGGAGGCUGACAAGCAAUAGACACGAGAUAUAAUCAAGAGAGCUGUCAAACUGACUGAACUGUACGAUACGAAUAAGGAGAAGAGUUUUGGUGGGUGCAUAAAUGGUGGUCUAUUUUUGGCGUUUUUGCUUUAUCGAGAGAGGCGUGCGAGCGGAGCGCUUUGUAAUACAAGACAAAACGCAUAACGGUGUGGCGGCUCGCAGAACGAGUCGUAUUAACGCAUGGGAUACACGAAAAGGUGAUGAGUGGAACAAGAGAGAAAGAAGACGUGUGCAUGUGAGCGAGGCGAUAUCGCGAAAAUAUCUUUCUGCAUGAUACCCGGGUGUGUACUAGUAGUAGUAGUAGCAGUAGCAGUAGCAGUAGCAAUAGCAGUAUGGGGACGAGCAUAAUGGAUCAGUAAUGAAACG